This is a messenger RNA of Paramecium tetraurelia, 2181 nucleotides long. RefSeq lists its product as uncharacterized. The transcript has 9 exons. Gene Ontology annotation, cellular component: nuclear speck. Gene Ontology annotation, molecular function: RNA binding. Gene Ontology annotation, biological process: mRNA splicing, via spliceosome. The record is from RefSeq and is a predicted model, not a curated record. Lineage: Eukaryota; Ciliophora; Oligohymenophorea; Peniculida; Parameciidae.
AUGCAUGGACUUAACUUUAAGAGGAUGGUAAUAAUUUGUUUUUUGAUUUGUUUCUGUUCUAUAGAUCUUCCUAGAAACCAAUUCUUCCCGCCAUCUAUGCUACCAGAAAAGGAUAAUUAGAAGAACAGCAAUUGUAAAUUGCACAUUGGGAACCUUCCUCUGCAGAUAACUGAGGAAACCUUGCAUCGAGUAUUCUCAAAAUAUGGGCAGAUAAAGGAAGUGAAGAUAAUUCGAAAAAAUAGUCAAGGGUAACCUUUGAAAGAUUAUUGCUAUGGGUUUGUUCUUAUGUGCGAUGGUGAGGGAGCAUAGAAUGCAGUUACCGAAUUGAAAUAAAAUAGUCCUUUGGGUACUACUUGGACAGUUGCAUUUAGUAAGGACAAAAAUGAUGACAUUGUAGGGACUGGCCAUCAGAAAUCUGAGAAGAUAAGGAAGAAAGAUAAAUCAAAGGAGAGAUUCAAGAAAGACAAGACCAAGCCAAAAAAGAAGAAAUCGGAAACAUCUUCAUCAUCCGAUUCUUCAAUAGCAAGAUCGGAUAAAAAACAAAAAAAAUAAAAAAAGAAGAAGCAAUCAAGUUCCUCUGAUUCAUCUUCAUCCAAAUUGCCAACCAGAAGUGCCCUUGUUAAAAUAGAAAGUAAGCCAAAUGAUAGCAAUCUUUUCGAUAUGGUGUUUUCAGGCGAACUAUAGUCCCAUUCUUUGUAUUAAUAACCAUAAUCGCAAUAUUAAAUUAAACAUAAUGUGCAUGUAAGAGAGUUAUUUAUAUCUGGUAUUCCUUAAUCUAAAACCCAAUCUGACAUCUAAAGAAUCUUCUCUCAUUAUGGAAUAGUAGAAAGAAUAGACAUAAUACCAAAAUAAAUAGCAAACUUUGCAUAUGUGAAAUUUAAGAAAUUGGAUGCCGUCAAUUAGGCAAUCCAGAACCAACAAUUUAUCACUGAUCAACUUGAUGGUUCAGGAAAUGUCAAAAUCUAUCCAUCAGAUCCCUUUAAACGAACUCAGAUCGUAGGCAAUGCUGAAGAUACUGAAAAAGAUGAAGACAUGCUGCCUAUAAUGUUUAUAGGAUUCCCCCCCAAUUAAAGUUUCACCAUUGAUGAGAAGUUCCUCAAAAAAAUGGCUUAGAAAUAUGGAGGAGAUGUCAAAGGAAUUCAAAUCUUCCAACCUUAAUCUCCAUAACUAAGAUCCUAUGUUCUUAUAGAGUUUUCCUAACUUAGAGAUUGCAAAAAGGCUAGAAGAAAGUUCUGCAGAUACAAGAUUCAAAUCCUGGGAGAUAAGAAAUGCGAUGUAGCAAUAUUAUCAAAUUAUUCCGCUAAUCCACAGAAUAAGAAAUAAGCCAAUCCUUAUAUGCCAUAUGGAAUGGAUUAUAUGGCACCCAAUUAACAGAUGCCUAUGCAUAUGAUGUCCAGAUAAUUCUAACCCUAAAUGACUAUGAUGUAACCUUAUCCAACUUAACCGUUGCCUUAAUAACAAUUCUAACAGCCUCAUUAUGGAGAUUACAAUUAAAUGCCUAUUAUGUAUCCUCAAUAGUAACAAAAUCCAUAAUAAAUGAUGUACCUUAAAACUUAGUCUCAAUUGCCUUUUUCACCUUAAUCACAAACACAGCAAUAAUUUAGGCCUCAUCAAUAAUAGCCAAUGAACACUUAUUACUAAUAAGUACAAACUCCAUAGCCAUUAAAUCAAAAUUAUACUCAAUAACAAUUCAUGGAUAUGAUCAUGCCUCCACCUUAACCAACCAAAUCUGAAGAUUCAAAUGCCACCUUUUGGAGUGGAUAUAUGAAUAGAGGCAAAUAACAUAGAGUUGGAAUUGAUGCUCGGAUGUAUAGUGCUGCCAUAGAUAGAAACAAAAUCAAUUUACCUUGUAAUCUAGAAAUGAGUUAUUUAUGUUCCUAUCAAGAUGCCUAUCAACGAGCUAUUCAAGAUUAGUCUGCUGUUCUCAUAUUUAGUCCAGCCUAAGAAUCAGAUAUUCCAAAAUUCUCAGAAUAUUUAUAGUAUUUGAGAAGCAAACAAAGAGCUGGAGUCAUUCAAACAGAUUUAUAUUCCAUUUAUGUGAUACCUCCUGGAGUACAAGAAGCACAAUAAAUAUGCAAUAUCAACUAAUAGGAAAUGAUUGCCAUUUAUUGUAAUAAGGAUUUAAAAAUAUGAAAAAUAAUCAAAAAUAUUUUAAAGUAUAAACACUAUCAAUCCCUUUUA